UGUGACUGCAUCCCCACAGUGACAAUGAGAUAUGUGAUGAGACAGCAAUGGACAUGUGCAAUUCAGUAGCGAUGGGGCAAUCUGAUCUGAUAAUUUAGGGAGUCGGAUUAGGUAUGUAUCCAUAUGAUAUGUACAAGUCUAUCCAAAAUAUGCAUCCUUCUCAAAGCCCUAUUCCUAUCCUAUCCUGUUCUCCCUCCAAUGGCGUUGUUUUUGUCUCAACUUUAGCUCUCUGUGCUUCUGGCAAAGGCUUGUGCCAUGAUUGUGCUCGUGGUUGUCAUUCCACAUCCAUCUUCUUUGUAUCAUGCAAUCUCCAAAUCACCACGUUGCCCUGCCCUAUCCUGUCCUGUCGUGGCGUCGAGCUGGGGAGCUUUGUACAAGUAUUCCCAUAUCCCGUCGGCAGUCGGAAAACAUACAACGCCGCACCGAACCUCACACGUGUGAGGUGAAACCGUGCCUUUUAACACCAAACCCCCAAGGGUAUAAACCCAAACAAGAAAUGAAAGCCCAGAAAAAUUGAAUCCCGAUAAACACCGUGCCGCGU
Fusarium odoratissimum NRRL 54006 is the source of this 541-nucleotide messenger RNA. RefSeq lists its product as uncharacterized. The record is from RefSeq and is a predicted model, not a curated record. Lineage: Eukaryota; Fungi; Ascomycota; Sordariomycetes; Hypocreales; Nectriaceae. The transcript has a single exon. Bases 114 to 446 code for a protein of 110 amino acids.